Messenger RNA from Hyposmocoma kahamanoa, 4104 nucleotides. RefSeq lists its product as uncharacterized. Lineage: Eukaryota; Metazoa; Arthropoda; Insecta; Lepidoptera; Cosmopterigidae. The record is from RefSeq and is a predicted model, not a curated record. The coding region runs from base 120 to 3512 and encodes 1130 amino acids. The transcript has 3 exons.
AAUAGCUGUUAGUUUUUUAUUUAUUUUACCGUAACAAAAAAAACCUGGAUCUGUUUUGUUUAUUACAGCUUGCACAACAUAUUACAAAUAAAGUUUGAUUAUUUUCACGAAAUACCGAUAUGAAGAAAACACACUUAUCUGUGACAGGCUUCACAGGCGGGCAAACCCCUGAAAAACCUGACGUUGAGACCAAUGAAGCUAACCAGUCAGAAACUAACGAAAACGAACCCAACCAUUCCCAAAUACAAUCAGACGUAUUUUUACUCCAAUAUCCUAAGUUAUGCAAUAAAUCUAAAAAUAUAGACGAAGUUGUCGACUUCGAAGAACUGGCCAAUCAACAAGUUGAAGAAACCGCGAAGCAAGAAGAGGAAGGUACUGUUGAUGCACCUGGACAGCUAGUUCGACCGCUACCUGAAAAGCACACAGAAAUAAUAAAAAAAAUAUCGUCAGGAGGAAUUGAAAGGGAAUCUGACGUUGUUUUUCUCGAAUUUCUCAGCGAACACGAGGAAGUGGCAAUUGAAGAUACGAAAAAUGUAUUGAGUCAAUUAAAUAAGUCUUCUAUGAAUAUAAAACAAAAAUCAAGAACUCCGUCUUACGACGAUCAGUCAACGAAAUCGAAUCAACAAUUUAUGGAAGAACAGAUCGAGUCCGAUGAUUUUAUUAAGCAAUCUAUUUCAGCUGACGAUAAUGAAGAGGGUUCAUCAGGAUCACAACCAUCUAAUAAAGAACUUUUAGAUGUAACUAAGGGCUUUUUCAAACUACCUACAGAAUUGAUAGAGGAAGACAGCGAAUCACAAAAAGAUCUACAAAAAUCAGUUAUUGAGUCUCAGUCAGUUAAGAAACAAGAAAAUGAUUUAUCCCAUUUAGACACCGAAUACACUGGUCCAGUAAAAUCGAUAUUUGGACCUGAACCAAUCCGGGACUACCCAAAUUCUUUAGAAGAACUAUUGUCCGUAAAACCAAGAGACUUUGAUGUACCAGAUGAAAUUGUAAAUGUUAAUAAUGAACCGUAUGUUUCAUUAAAUACGUUCGAUAUUCAAGCAAGUGCUUAUGAAAGACAGGUGAAGCCAACUGAAAGUCGAACAGAAACGGUUGCUGAAGUACAAUCGAAUUACGAUAUAGUAGUUGGAACGGAAGAAACUGUUGUCGAGCCCAAAAUUUCAAGUGGAGACAAUAUGCUCCAAGCAAAUGCGACAAAAAUUGAAAAGCCUUGCGUAACAGGUGAACUAAUACGAGAACCAAUACGAGAGAGGUAUAAUGAUUUGAAAAAAUUAAAUGAAAUUUUAAAAGCUGGAUUGGAAAAUGCAGACAAUGAUGAACCAAGAAAAUCUGAUCUCCAGCAAGACAAUCCUGAAGUCAAAGCUCCAGAACCCAACUCCGAGGAGACUGAAGAAACAUUAAGUGUCACACAAGUUGUGAACCCUUCCGGAUUGUUAGAAUAUCAACAAUCAAAUAAAGAGAACAGUGAAGCUGUAAAUAUUAAAAACAGUUGUCAGUUACAGAUAGAAUCUUCUUCGCGACAUUCGGAUCCUGGUGCAACUGAUACUGGCACAAAGAAAGCUUUUAAAGAAGAAAUAAAGUACUUAUCGGGCCACCUCCAGUUCAGAUACUUGGACGCUGUAAGCUCUGCUACUAAUGUCCAGAAAAACUCCGGAGAAGAGACGACAGAUUUACCUGGAGGUGGUAAAUCAGGCGAUGGCACUCUUAACGUUGGCACUAACAUUUCAAAAGUCAGUCAAGUAGGACAAGAAAAAUCAAAAGUGAGUCUUGGUGUUGAACAUACUUCGAUUUCAAAUAGUGUCCUUUAUCAGGAUAGUCAGAUUACAGUAAAAAAACCUAAACACCAAGAAAGUGGUAUUAGUCAGUUGGAUAAUCGUUCAGACAACUUUGAUUAUGAACAUAGAAAUAUUUACGGAACCGUUGUAGAACGUAAAAGACUUGUUGAAACUGGUCCCGUGAUUAGAGAUGGGGAUGAUGCUGCAAUUAACAAUGAAGAAACUUCAAUUGUUACCUCUACCCACCAAAAAGUUAACAUUGGAGAAAAGUCUGAAACUAAUAUUGGCGAUUUUACCGAAAACUCUGCAUCUGUACAUUUAGACCAAUCAGAAAUAAAGAAAUCUGCAACUAGUCAUUCUCAAACCAAGCAAAGUUCCACUUUAGAACUAAAAAUAAAAGAGCAAGCGACUAUGGAACAAAUCAGCAAAAUGAAGGUACGUGUGGAGUUUAAAGAACUACAGAACCCGGAAAAUGAAGAAACUGAAAUUUUAACAAAAAAUGAGCAAGUCAGGGAUAUAAAUAAAAUGGAAGGACAUGUUUCUAAAGACAAGAUCGAUGGGAAAGAUGCUGUGAAAUUACCAAGUAGUCAUGCAGUUAAUAGUCCAAGUAGUCAAUUACUAAGGCCAAUAGGAAACAAUGUUGUCGCAGAACUUUCAGCUGGACAUUUGCAAGAUGUCCACCAGCCUUCCGUUUACAGCAUUUACAUGCAACCUAAUAAUGCCAAUGUAACACAAGCACAAAAUGAAAUAGUGGAGGAAUUCAAACUCGCGCAAUGCCCACAAAGAAUGAGUAAUGAAAACAUACCUUUAAAGUCGAUCAAGAAAUCUUCUGGUGUAAAUAUGACAGAGCAGAGAUUUGACAGUACAUUAAAUGUUCCUCAAACUGCCACAGUGGUGACGUUAGAUAGUGUAGGCACACCUGAAAUAUCAAGAACUAUGAAAAAAGGAGAUAUAUCUAAGUCAGAUCCGAAAGUAGGUUUCGAAACAGAGAAUAGUGCAAUGAACAUUAAGAUUGAAGAAAAAGAAAACUCAUCUGAGAAACAAAUAAAUUUAGAAUCAAAAGUCCAUGUUAAACCGUCCGAAACUAUGAUCACAAUUGCUGGAACCGUAUCAAAACUACCUGAACUUGAGAGUAAACCAGCUCUACCUGACACGAAAAUAUCCGAUUUAGAAUUAGAGAAGAAAGUUUCAAUUACAAAAGCUUCUGAAACAGUAUCGGUUUCAGGACUCGCAAGCACGAAGACUGAUGUUCCUAAAACUAGAAUUGCUUCUGAUGAAAAGAUUGUUACGACUGUAUCAAUUCUUCAGCUGAAACUGGAAACGUCCGAAGUCGAUGUUGAUACAAAAGCUGAGCAACCGCCUAUAAAACUGAAAGUGUCUGAACCAUUUUCUACACUUCUAAAUCAAGACUCAAACUCAAAUGAAAUACCAAAACCAACCCCAAAAGAACAAAGAGGUAGAGUUUUAACAACCCCAGAUAGUGAAAGACGGAUAUCUAAAGAGUUUUUUUCAAGGUCACGAUCAGGAAGCACGACAAAAUCAUCAAAAUCACCAUUGGACCAGAAGGAUACCUUAUCUCAAAGAGAUAGAAAGAAGUCCACGCCAACAGAACACAGGGCUGUUGUACUUAAUGAACGUGAUCGUAUUCGCCGGAGCAAAUUUAAAAAAUUUGCCGACGCUUGUUCCAAAUUCUUCAACGUAAAAAGGUGGUUUAAGAAACACAGAAGUUCUAAAUGAGAAUUUUGAAUGCCCAGUUUGCACGAAAUUUACAUGGACAUGACAAAGUAUGUACGUAAAAAUAUUGGGCUGUCAACAGUCACCAACCGUUUGGCAAGACAUAUUUGAGAUGUCAAUUUACAGCUAGCUAUAUCUAAAAAACUAAAUCUGAUUAAUAUUCCAGCAUCUGAUUUUUUAUAUGACUUGAAGCUUGUUCUGAUGUGGAAUAUUCUACAACGGUAAAUAAAGUUCAGUUUCACAAUCAUCUUUUUAGAAUCCGCUUCUUCUGGAUCCUACAAGAAAUAAAAAAAAAUAUCAACACCUGCAUUCAGAAACGAAUGCUUUUGCAUAUAAUCUUAAAGCUCUCUUCAAUUUACAAACCGUUACGAUUAACCCGGGAAUUUAUAACACUAAACCUGAUAUUAUGGCUCCAUAUUUUAAGCUUGAAGAUAACCGUUCAAAGUGCUAUAGUAAACGUUCAAAGAUUGAAAUUAAAUCUUUAAUAAAGAAAGUAACUGGAAAUGUGUAUUUGUUGGUCGUGUAAGGUAUUCAAAAUAAUUCUAUGAGUAUCGUGUUAUAAAUAAGACUCAGCGUUUGUUUACGGUCAUAUGAC